AUUUUUCUCAGUGUUGUUUACGUUUCGGGGUGAAUGGAAGAAUAUUGUGACUGGCUGGCCUAUGUUUAAAAUUGGAAAUAUUCUUAUUAGUCUUAAUUAAUUUUCGAAGAUGUUUCGGAAUCUGUGUCGCUUGUGUGCCACCAACACGAGCACGACCAAUGCCAUAAAGUUGUUCUUGAGUGACACUCGCAUAAUACUACAUGAUAUUAAGUUGCUCACCGGUCUCCUGCUGCAAUGCGAGCCCGAGUUGCCCGACUGGAUGUGCGAGACAUGUCAGCAGGAUCUGAAGAGUGCCAUCGAUUUUCGGGAGCGGUGCCUGAAAAGCCAGAAAAUAUUCGAGGAACCGGAAGCCGACAUUUCCUCUGCCUCGUCAAAAACUACCACCCACUCCCUAUCCACCCGCCUGGGCUGUGUUCGCCGCAGUACACGUUGUCGCCCAAGAAAUUAUAAAUCUGUCGAGCCCGUGCUGCCACCCACUCCCAUGGAAGUGAUGAUUAAGUUGGAGAGCCUGAGCAACAGCGAUGGAGAUGACGACGGAGUCGAUCAUUUGGACUCCAGCCAUGAGGCCGACCUGGAGCGGGCCAUCAAGGAGAUGUCCAUAUCGGAGGAGGAGGAAGACAAGCCACUCAUAACGAAGAGGGGCAAGCGCCGCGGUCGCCCCAAGAGUGCAGUGAAGCUCAAAAAGCGUCCCAAGGCUUCGCUCACAGUGUUCUUUUGUGACCAGUGUGGCAAAAACAUCACGGGCAAGUCCUCUUUUGAUCGCCACCUGCGUAAACACAGCGGCAUACGGCCCUUCCAGUGCCAAAUUUGCCCGGCCCGAUUCCUCUCCGCGGGCGAGUUGAAGGGCCACCAGGUGAUGCACACCGGAGACAGGAACUUCCCGUGCCGCUACUGCGAACGGUCCUAUGUCAACUACAGUGGUCGAAUGCGGCAUGAACGCACCCACACCAACGAUCGUCCCUUCGCCUGCCAUCAGUGUGGAAAAACCUUCACCAAUUCGUACAUUCUCAAGAACCAUAUGCUCAUUCACACGGGCGAGCGUUUAUUCAGAUGCGAGCUGUGUCAGAGGUCGUUCGCGCGCCCCACCCACUUGAAUACGCACUACCGCUCCAACACACACAAGCAUAACGUGGAGAAGGCGAAGUUAGGGUCCACCUCCAGUCAAUCGCAAUCCCAAACAAUCGAGCACACCAAGCACUCAUCAGCAGUAGAGACGCAACCGGAGGAAAUUACUUAUAUGAUAGAAGUGCCUUUGCCGUUGGAUGAGAAGCAGGAAGAAGAUACUUCUCUAGAACUGGCAACUCUCGGUGCAUCAACAUUAGUCUACAGUACAAAUUAACGUGUUAAUGAAGCAAUCUCAAUAAUAAAAAUGGCCAAAUCAAA
Drosophila ananassae is the source of this 1383-nucleotide messenger RNA. Its product is annotated as transcription factor Ouib. The transcript has 4 exons. The record is from RefSeq and is a predicted model, not a curated record. Lineage: Eukaryota; Metazoa; Arthropoda; Insecta; Diptera; Drosophilidae. Gene Ontology annotation, biological process: regulation of transcription by RNA polymerase II. The coding region runs from base 110 to 1339 and encodes 409 amino acids. Gene Ontology annotation, molecular function: DNA-binding transcription factor activity; zinc ion binding; RNA polymerase II cis-regulatory region sequence-specific DNA binding. Gene Ontology annotation, cellular component: nucleus.